AAAAAAAAAAGAAAAACAUCCUCCAAAAUGUCCGUCUCCGCCUUCACCACCGCCCUCUCGGCCGCCCAGUCCAAGGCCCAGUACACCCCCGCGGUGCAGGCCGCCGCCGACAAGGUCAACGCCGACGCCUUCUCCGCCGCCAUCGCGGUCGUCCUGGCCGGCGAUGACAGCGCCUCCGUCGAGGGCGAGCAGGCCGCCGCCCUGCAGAGCGCCUUCGAGUUCGCCACCCUGCUCGUCAAGCAGCUGUCUUCCGAGCCCGGGCAGACCGAGAUGUUGACUCUUUACAAGUACUUCAAGCGCUCGAGAAACGAGGAGCCCGCCCAGCCUUCUUUCUAUCAGUUGGAGGUGAGUUUAUCAUCCCAUACUUUGGUCUUGCAUUUACCCCUGAAGGCUGGAAGGUAGUCUCCAAGGGCGGGGGAGUUGAGGAAGAAGUGGGCUGAUAAAGCAUGCACCACAAACAGUCCAAGUACAAGUACAACGCCUGGAAGGAGAUCAGCCACAUCAGCCAGCAGCGCGCUCAGGCCAACUACAUCAAGGAGGUUAACGACCUCAUCGAGAAGUACGGUACCCAGUAGACGACGGAAAGAAAGCGUGACUGAAACAUACCUACACUUGUUGGUUAUGGAACUCUGGG
Molecule: messenger RNA, 634 nt
Organism: Aspergillus fijiensis CBS 313.89
Lineage: Eukaryota; Fungi; Ascomycota; Eurotiomycetes; Eurotiales; Aspergillaceae
Exons: 2
Coding region: 28-402 (124 amino acids)
Molecular function (GO): fatty-acyl-CoA binding
Source: RefSeq, a predicted model, not a curated record